AUGAAUCAAAAUACUUCGGAUAUCGAAGAAAGUCCUCCGAUGUCGCCAGUGGAGGAACGACAACGAAAGUUACAGAGAGAGUUGGCAGAUAAGAUCACGGAAUGUUGUGCGACAGAAGAGCUGAAUGCAUUGUUCGCAAUGGGAGCUCAAGCCGAUGGAGAGGUGACCCGGGGUUUAACCCCACUUCACUAUGCGUGUCAUUCAAACAACCUUACCGCUGCUCAAGUGCUUCUUUCUACCGGGGCCAAGGUGGACGCAGUUGAUGAGAUCGGAUGUUCGCCUUUGCAUUUAUGUGCAGAACAUGGCUACGAUCCGCUGAUUCGACUCCUGCUUACGUAUAUUGACUCUGUACGACAAUUCGAGAAAGAAGUGGAACUGGAUGAGAAUGGACGGUACCCGAGCAGAGACACAAUUGAUGAGCCUUUGAGACAAGCCAUCAAAAACGGACAUGUCUCAAGUGCACAACUUUUACUCGAAGCUGGCUUUCAUCCAAAUGCCCUCUAUUUUGAUGGUCCAGAAAUCACUCUACUCACCCCAAAUGAUGAUUACUAUGUCGAACUUUUAGAACUACUUCUCCGAUUUGGAGCAAACCCAAAUGUGCUUGAUAGGAAAGGGUUAUCCCCUUUGAUGAUCGCGGCGAAAAGAGGCGAAAGGGGAAGAAAAGCUAUUGAGAUACUUCUGGAGCACGGUGCUGACAUUAAUCAACAAGGCUCUUCACGUAGCGAUUUCCGUACAGCUCUCCAUUAUGCUGUUCUUUCCGGAUCACUUUCUCUUGUCCGAUUUAUGAUUGAGAAAGGUGCCGAUGUACAGCUACCAUGCGAGUACGAUAAACCUUCAAUUCUCGACAUUGCCGUGCUUAAAGACGAUCCUGCUUUGAUACGGGAGAUCGUAUCGAAAGGUGCUGAUCCAAACCGAGUCUACACCUACAUCGGCUCAGCCCUCCAUCUGGCUGCUUGCUCGAUUUUGACUUUCCAGAAAGAAAUUUUGACAAUUCUACUCGAAAAUGGAGCUAAUCCAAAUCUUGCUCACAAAUUCUCGGAUGGAUCUGUUUUGAAAACGCCGUUCGUUGAAUAUUUCAGAAGUCGAGAUGUGGCUGACAAAGAAGUUGUUUCUCUUCUGAUGGCCUAUGGUGCAAGGGUUUAUCUCAGAACUCCAUCAUCUCAUCAAGCUGGACAACUGCGCAAUUUGCUCAAAUUGUGUGCUCAAGGGCAAUUGGAUAUCGUGGCAGUGAUGCUUGAUCUUGCAGAAGAGGAUGUGGAUGUGAAAGCGGUGCUACGUUUUCCAUUUCCCGAUCUCGUCAAACAGCAUAUUCUUGAAAUGAAUCGAAGUGCGAGAACUCUCGAGCAUCUCUGUCGGGUCGCAAUCCGAGAGAAAGUGAUCCCCCUUCGUCCCGGUCACAUCAACGCUUUCCCCAUCCCAGCGCAUCUCAAAAAAUAUGUUCUCGGAAUGAUC
Molecule: messenger RNA, 1452 nt
Organism: Mesorhabditis belari
Lineage: Eukaryota; Metazoa; Nematoda; Chromadorea; Rhabditida; Rhabditidae
Source: the annotation of a GenBank genome assembly